This is a messenger RNA of Paramecium sonneborni, 2101 nucleotides long. The record is from the annotation of a GenBank genome assembly. NCBI's taxonomy places the organism in Eukaryota, Ciliophora, Oligohymenophorea, Peniculida, Parameciidae.
AUGACCUAUAACUACAGGUAACUCGGAGUAAAAUAAAUCAGAAAAGUUCUAUACCCAGAUUUGCUUUUUACAAUAAUCUAAACGAUUUUGAUGAAUCUUUAAAACAUUUAUCAUUACAAUAGACUAGAAUUACUUAAUUGCCAGUUGGAAUAUAAACUAAGUAAAUUGAUAUCUUUGAAUAUAAAUGACAACUAUAUAAAAUAAUUGGAUUAUAAUAUAUUAGAUGGAUUGAAGAAUUUAGAAAUAUUAUUAAUAAGAAAUAAUCUAUUACAGAAAUUCUAAUUUGGAAGAUUUAAGAAUGUAUAAUAAUUGGAUGUAUCUUAAAAUCACAUUAAAAAGAUAUCUGGUGAGAUUGGAGAAUUGCUAUAACUUGAUUAAUUGUUUAUUUCACAUAAUAGUUUUGUAGAAAUACCAAAAAGCAUAACAAGACUAAAAUGUAUAAAAAAGUAAUAAAAAUAGAUACUUUGAAUGUAUUUUAAUUGGAUUGGUUUAAAUAUGGAGAUCCAGGAGUUUAAGAGUUAUUUUAAUCAUAGGAAUUGAUUUAUUAAUUAUUUCAUACAAUUGAAUAAUGUUGGACAGGAGAAAUGAUUUCAGCAAAGUAAUUGUUAAGUUCAAUUGGAUUUAAACAAUUUGCAUUGAAAUAUUAGGACAAAGACAUUUAGAUUUAAUAUAAAAUACAUUAGACAAUAUCAAAUGAAGAUAUUGGGAUGUUGAGAACAUUGUUAUCUGAACCUAAGAAAUAUUAAAUUGAUGAAAUAAAUUAAGAAGAUUAUUCACCAUUAGGGUUGUCAAUCUGGGAAGAGAAAUAUUUAGCAGCAAGAUAUUUAUUAUAUGCAAAUGCAGAUCCAAAUAAAGGAGCGUAUGUUUAUAAUUAAUAUAUAGUUCAUGGGCUAAGAGUUGUUUGAAUAUUGCUGUAUCUAAAUUAUAAUAUUAUUUAGUAUUUGAUUUAAUCAAGCGAAAUGUAAGAUUGUUUGAAUUAGAUGUGUAUGGUAAUAAUAGUAUUCAUUACUUAUUUUGUGUAUAUUAAAUUAAUGAAAUAGAAGCAUACAAGAUCUUAUAGUUAUUAUUAAAAAAUGGAGUUAAUGGUAAUCAUAUUAAUAAUGAUGGAUACACUCCUAUUCAUUUAGCAGUAUCCAAAGGAUAUAUCUAAGUCAUUGAGUAUAUAUUCAAAUAAAAAGAAUACAAAUUCAAUUUCAGAUAAAAAACACAAAGAUAAAAACAUAAUUGUUUACAUCUUACUGUACUCACAAGAUAAAUUUAUAUUGUCAAAUUCUUUAUUUAUAAAUUCCCAGAAUUCAUAUUCUAAAAAGAUUAUCAUGAUUUAAUACCUCUUGAUUAUUUAAAAAAUGAUUUAACCAUUUAUAAAUAUUUAAAAGGAUUUCAAAAUAUGGAAAUUAGACACAUACUUACUUAAAAUGAAUUAUUCUAUCAAUCACAAAUAUCAGAAGAAUGUGAUGAUAUUUUAUCAAUUAAAGUUUAAAGUCUAGCCUAAUUAGAUUACUUAGGAUUAGCAAAUAAGAUUCAAACAACCAGAAUUAAUGAAAUCACUAGAUAAAUACCAUUAUCUCCUAAUAAUCUAAAAAGAUUAGAAGAAAAGAAUACAUUAAUGAAUCCUAAAGAUUCUUAAAGAAUUCAAUGUCAGCUCUAUAAAGGAAUCAAAAAGAUUGCCUAUGAAUUCGAUAGAUUAUAAUAUAACAAUAUAGAAAACUUAUUGAAUUAAGAAUAACUCUAAGAAUAAUUAGAUGAUCUUAUUUAAAUUAAGAAACUACUCUAUUAAUUAAAUUGUAUUAAGAAUAUCAUUGAUUCCAAUGAAAUCUAUAAUAAACAGUGGCAUUUUUAAUUGAAGAGUCUCAAAUAUUAAAUCAAUAAACAAGUGUAUAGUGAAAGGAAUCUUGAUAACCUGAAGAAGGCUUCGAAUCAACUUCUGCAAAUAUUCUUAGAAAUUAUCAAAAAAGUUGAAUAAUUAUUCAACAAAAAAGAAAACAUGGACAACCAACUGUAAGAUUUUAUUACCACUUUCUGUCCAUCCAUUCAGGUUUCGGAUUGGGUAAGUUAGUAGUCUUCUUGGAAUAGAUUCUCAAGGAAUCUAAUUCAGAUUUGA